AAUGCACUUCAUUUGAGCAUUGAGGGUACUAGGGGGCCACAGAACUCGUGCAGAAGUUUGGACCUUCCAAAGCGAAACUUCUCCCCCAAAGCGGGCUUCUUCUUUCUUCCACGACUUGGACUGAAUUAAACCUCCACGACAAGGAUGUCUCUGGAGGUGCAGUCCAAGUAUGACCGGGGGUACCAGGAUGAGGGGCAAGGCCUGGUUGAGCUGGGGACGGCGCACGACGCUGUCCCUAAGACGACAGCACAGCCGAAGUAUGGCGACGACGACGACCUGCUGCCCGUGGUGCUGGAGCGCUACUUGGAGAAGGCUGGCGUGAUGCAGAAGCUGCGCCCCUACCUGGACCCGUCGGGCCAGGUGAAGAACGAGUUCGCGCGUUGCCUCAUGGCAGAGUUCUUCGGCACGCUGCUGUUUCAGAUGUUCGGUGGUUCCGCGCCAGCGAAGGACACCACCGCGCCCGCUGCCAACGGUUUCGCGCUGGUGGCUGUGAUCUACGCCUUUGCCAACAUCUCGGGCGCCCACAUCAACCCCGCGGUGACCUUCGCGCUCAUCUGCACUGGCCACAUGAAGUGGUGGAAGGGACUGCUGUACAUGAUUGCUCAGAUCCUGGGUGCUAUCUUCGGCGCGCUCAUCUACGCCGCUCUGAUCCCCGCGCUGCACCUGGGCGCCGGCGCUGGCUCCCCCGGCUGCUUCAGCCCAACCGCGGGCGUGAAGAACGGCGACGUGUUCGGGUGGGAGGUGAUGAUGACGUUCCUGCUGGUCAUGACCGUGUACGCUGCCGCCGUCGCCAAGCCGGGCCACGGCAACACCGCCCCCCUGGCCAUCGGCCUGUCGCUGUACGCCGCCGCCAUCUCGGGUGGCCCCUACACCGGCGCCUCGCUGAAUCCCGCCCGUACCAUCGGCCCCGCCGUGGUGUUCACCUGCAACGUGGGCGUCUCCUUCCUCUACAUCUUCGCGGAGUUCUUUGGCGCUGCCUGCGCUGCCGGCCUGUCCAUCUUCCUGUACGGCCGCGCCCCCGACAGCGUGCGCCGGCCGGCGAUUUAAGCUGCCAGGCGAUGGAGUGGAAUCCGUGUCGGAGCAGCGCGCGGGCCUGCCCUCCAUACACAAUGUGUAUGGCAGCGCGCGGCUGUGCGUGGGAGGGCUGGGCGGAGGCCUUCUUGGUGGGAGGAUGAGGGGAUGAUGGCAUGUGGUGACUGUUGAGUCAGGUGUGUGAGGUGUACAUCGGCGGGCUGCACAGAGGCCUUGAGUGACCCUGCCUUUUUGGGUUGCAGCGGGCAGCACGCUUGUGGCGAGUGCUGCAAUUGGCACGGCCGACGUGCACUAGAAACCAGCGAGCGGAGAUUGACAUGACUGACUGGAGUGAACCCGGAUGUGAGCGCCGUAGCUGCGUGCUGCGGUAGUGUUCGGAAGUGGAGGGCGCAUAGUAACAUGGAGGGUUGGGCCGAUGCGCGGCCCUGUGGGCAGCUGUGGGGACGCUGCUGGGGGUAUGGAGGAGAGAGGCACUACACAGACGUCCGUCUGACAUGCCCCGUGGAGAGCCGUAGAUGUACUUGGGGCGCCGCAUGACCUGCCAGGCAGGUGGACUACUGGCACACUUGGUCUUAUUGCCCCAGGCAAUAUCGGCACAGCGGGUGUAAUG
This is a messenger RNA of Chlamydomonas reinhardtii, 1642 nucleotides long. RefSeq lists its product as uncharacterized. Lineage: Eukaryota; Viridiplantae; Chlorophyta; Chlorophyceae; Chlamydomonadales; Chlamydomonadaceae. The record is from RefSeq and is a predicted model, not a curated record. The coding region runs from base 145 to 1047 and encodes 300 amino acids. Gene Ontology annotation, cellular component: plasma membrane. Gene Ontology annotation, biological process: transmembrane transport. The transcript is spliced from 6 exons. Gene Ontology annotation, molecular function: water channel activity.